CUCAGAGCUGUCGGCUUCCUCUGCUCCCGUGACCUCGCCUACGGGGUGACAGCCACGAGCACGCUGGACCAGAGCAAUGGGUCUGCUCUCAGAGCUGAAGCUGGCUGUGCCCUGGGGUCACAUCGCUGCCAAAGCCUGGGGCUCACUGCAGGGCACCCCAGUUCUCUGCCUGCACGGCUGGCUGGACAAUGCCAACUCCUUUGACAGACUCAUCCCUCUUCUCCCACAAGACUUUCAUUAUGUUGCCAUAGAUUUUGGGGGUCAUGGGCUCUCGUCCCAUUAUAGCCCAGGUUUCCCGUAUUACCACCAAAACUUUGUGAGUGAGGUCCGAAGAGUCGCAGCAUCCAUGAGAUGGAGUCGCUUUUCCCUUAUGGGCCACAGUUUCGGUGGCACUGUGGCUGGAAUGUUUUCCUGUAUCUUCCCUGAGAUGGUGGAUAAACUCAUCUUGCUGGACUCGUCACCAUUUGUUGUGGACUGCAACGAAAUGGAGAACCUGCUGACCUACAAGAGGAGAGCCAUAGAGCACGUACUGCAGAUGGAGGCCUCCCAGAAGCCCCCGAGCGUGGUCAGCCCGGAGGAGAUGCUGCAGGGGUUCCUGAAGAACAACAGUCAUAUGAGUGAAGAGUGUGGGGCGCUGCUCCUGCAGAGAGGAACCAUGAAGGUAGCCACAGGUCUGGUGCUGAACAGAGACCGGAGGAUCGCCUGGCUACAGCACUGCUUUGAGUUCAUCAGCAGGGAGCUGUACGUACACUCUAUCAAGAAGCUGCAGGCCCACGUCCUGCUCAUCAAAGCAAUCCAAGGAUUUUAUGAUGUGAGAAGAGAGAAUGAUGCCAACAAGGAGCUCUUGCUCUUCAUGACUGAUGUGCUAAAAUCUGUCCUGAAAAAGGUAACGUGCACAGGGCUCAGGUAUCCAGUGUCCGGGUGGUGUCAGGCCACUGUCGCCCACCCUAUACCCAGCUCACCCAUCUGUUCUUACACUGGGACCCCUGGUCUGGUCCCUGGUCCAACUAGUGACCCCUAGGA
Messenger RNA from Nycticebus coucang (slow loris), 1023 nucleotides. It is a transcript of the gene SERHL2, whose product is annotated as serine hydrolase like 2. The transcript is spliced from 11 exons. The coding region runs from base 77 to 1021 and encodes 314 amino acids. Lineage: Eukaryota; Metazoa; Chordata; Mammalia; Primates; Lorisidae. The record is from RefSeq and is a predicted model, not a curated record.